AUGUUGAAGUCAUAGCAUCCAAUGAAACCGGAGAGGAGGAUAUGAAUAGUAAUGAUAAACCAAGUGAUAUCUUACCGAUGGCAUUGCUUACUCUCUUGGAUACCCUUGAAUCCAUUGAAACCAAUCCUCUUUUAGAAAGAUACAGGGGAAGCAAAUGUUACUGGAAUUGUAGAGAAUUAAAAUACACUGAUACUAUAGAAAACAUACAUGCUCAACUCAAAAAACACAAUAGUGUGAUCAAG
Racocetra persica is the source of this 242-nucleotide messenger RNA. Lineage: Eukaryota; Fungi; Glomeromycota; Glomeromycetes; Diversisporales; Gigasporaceae. The record is from the annotation of a GenBank genome assembly.